Messenger RNA from Drosophila rhopaloa, 1326 nucleotides. Its product is annotated as probable G-protein coupled receptor Mth-like 11. Gene Ontology annotation, cellular component: membrane. The record is from RefSeq and is a predicted model, not a curated record. Gene Ontology annotation, biological process: cell surface receptor signaling pathway. NCBI's taxonomy places the organism in Eukaryota, Metazoa, Arthropoda, Insecta, Diptera, Drosophilidae. Bases 1 to 1302 code for a protein of 433 amino acids. The transcript has 7 exons. Gene Ontology annotation, molecular function: G protein-coupled receptor activity.
AUGAAAUUUGUUCUAGUUAGUAUCCUUGUGAUCGGCACCGAUCCUAUGGAUAUUCAAAAUUGCGAUUAUUUUGAUACAUAUGUGACCUAUUUUACCUACGAAAGCAUUCUAAAUAUAACACAAAUCAAUAGGACAGUGACAAAGAAACAUAUUUUAAAUGACAUGGUUGUGCAGCAGGAUCUUCCCCUUCCUUGCGCGAUGCAUUACUCACUGUAUGCAGAAGAAUACACAUAUGAUAAGUGGUCCCUAUACGAGAAUGGAUCCCUAUUUCGGCACUAUGAUAAACGACAUCUUUCGAAGCAGGAAUUUUGUUUGCAACCAAAUUUGACGAGUACCGGAAAGAACUACUAUCUAAUUGUUGCCUUUAACUGCAUUCAAAAACGGCCAAUGACUAUGGCAUAUGUUAAGUCAUGCUCCGUCUUCUUUAUGGCCAUAACAAUUGCGGCCUACCUGUGGCUGCCGAAGUUCCGAUCUCUUCAUGGCAAGUGCUGCAGUCUCUACUUUACUUGUCUGGCUUUAACCUAUUUACUGAAUGUCGGCAGCAUGUUUGGCGUAUUUAAGCAUACGACUGUCAUUUGUUUCCUUGCCGGGUAUGCUGGCUAUUUCAUAGUGAUGGCCACUUUUCUGUGGCUCUCAGUAAUCAGUUUUGAUGUUUGGAGGAGAUUUGCCCGGCGUCGUGCCCAGGAUUUUUACAAGAGCAAUAGAAGCAGUUUCUUUAACUACAAUAUUUUCGUUUGGAGCUCUGCUGGACUUUUAACAUUUAUAAUUUUUUUAGUGGAUCUAUUUGUGAAGACAAAUUUAGAAAAUCCAUACAAUCCGGCUGUGGGAGUGUUUUCAUGCUGGAUAUAUACCGAUGGAUGGUCAGCAAUGUUUUAUUUUUACUUUCCAUUGACAAUUUUUAUAAUUCUUAACGGAACGAUGUUUUUCCUAACAACACGAUAUAUUUAUGUGGAAAACAAAAGCAUCCAGCAAGUGCUAAAUAAACGCGAGCUGCAAAAAAAGUCAAGGAACCAAGCCAAUUAUCGCGUUUAUCUCCGCCUGUUUAUCAUAAUGGGCGGAAGUUGGUUUCUCGAAAUUAUUGCCUUUAUAUGCGAGAGGGGAAGGGUUUUGAGUCCCCUGAUCCUCCUAAACGACAUCAUAAACUGCAGUCAAGGGAUGAUACUAUUUAUGGCUACAUUCUGCAAUCAGGAAAUGCUCAAAUCAAUUCGCAAGCGGUGGGUUUCCUGGCAAUAUAUUUUCAACAAUUUUUCUUAUAUUAUUUCACUGUUUCCAGCAUCCAAACCGGGAGAGUACGACCACUGAUGUUGCCAGAUCCCAUGUCACUCC